AUGUUUAAAGCACAUAUAGAUUUGGGACUAAAUCAAAUGUCAAUUGAUAGUAUUCCAAGUGGUGUUAUUGUGCAUAGAAAGUAUAUAUUUAUAAAUGGGGUAAAGACAAUUUUACAUAGAAAAGCUGAACAGCUGACAAGAUUAAUAUGUUUUUUAAAUCCGAAAGGAUUUAGAAAAAUUCGUAAAAAACCAAACUUUACCAAAGUUAAUUUAAUCGAGUCAACUUCAUUAAAUUCUCAAAAAAUCGAAAAGGAAAUGGAAUAUCCUUACAUUGCAAUUUGUUUAAAAUUUGAAAAUGCAGGAAAUUAUUUUAUAAUUGUUUCGGACAAAUAUCAAUUCUACGUUCAAAUUAAAGGAGCAAAUGAAGAUAGAUGUGUGUUAAAAAUAUUCAAGAAAAUGUGUGAUUUAGAUAAAGAAUUUUUUAAAAGUUUAAGACAAUACAUAAAAAUUAAAAUAUUAAAAACAAAAAUAGAUAAUAUUGAAGAUGGUAAAAUGAAUGUUUAUAAUUAUGAGUUUUUUGGCAAAUAUAUUCUACCCGAAUUUGUUGCCGACAUUGUUCCAAUGUUUACUGAUGGAAGCUAUGAGUUUUAUUUGGAUGGCGAUGGACAUACAACAGAAAGAGUUUAG
Meloidogyne enterolobii is the source of this 627-nucleotide messenger RNA. Lineage: Eukaryota; Metazoa; Nematoda; Chromadorea; Rhabditida; Meloidogynidae. The record is from the annotation of a GenBank genome assembly.